This is a messenger RNA of Phragmites australis (common reed), 1956 nucleotides long. RefSeq names its product RING-H2 finger protein ATL39-like. Lineage: Eukaryota; Viridiplantae; Streptophyta; Magnoliopsida; Poales; Poaceae. Bases 1131 to 1826 code for a protein of 231 amino acids. The transcript has a single exon. The record is from RefSeq and is a predicted model, not a curated record. Gene Ontology annotation, molecular function: zinc ion binding.
UCUUCACUUUGUGGUGAGGUCUUUUUGCGCGUUGCUGGCUUUGCCCGAACUGAGAUCCGGUUUUCUUCAGACUCUGAAGCCUGAACCAGAGCAGCCUUUUAUACCGAAGCCUUGAAACAAGCGCUUAUUGCCCCGAAACCAAUUGAGGGCACGAGAGAGCAGAAUCCCUUCGGGAGGUGAGCAGUAAACUCUUUGGAGAGUUGUAUAGUUACUAUUAUUUAUUUGUACUGACUGAAAUCACAAGGCUACGAGAGGACAGAGGAGCAAUUCUUGGCACGAAAAACGGACCAGGAAGGGACUUGUCCUUGCCGGCCGAGAAAGCUGAACGACAACUCCAGAAGAGGUGACAACUGAAAACCUGUCCUUGGUUAAGAACUCGAUUGGCACUGCAGUUACUCCGGUCAGUAUCUUCGAUGGUGAACGAUCACCGGCGCGAUGGUGAGCCUUCGGUAGCCGACCAGACAGCUGCCGAGUGUCACCGCUUGUCACCAAGCAAGCAAGAGUUCGCAGAGACUCUCCUUCCAUCCCUGUCUGUCCACGACGCGGGUGGCAGGCCUAGCUGCCAGCUCCGCGGCCAGAGUUGUUCGGAACCACCGUAUCGGCGUCACGCGGUUAACUGCUCUGCCUCCAUGGGCGCUCCGACGUUCGCGCUCGACGGUGCUGCCCGGCUCCUGGACCCCAGCGUGCCUCCGAGGGUAAGCAAGUACAGGAAACGAAAAAACCGCACCAAAUCGACGUGUUCGGGCGCGAUUCACGUCGCCGUCUCGCCACGGCGUGACGUCUCAUCGGGCGCAAAUGGCCACGUCGAAAUUUCCAUACGAGCUCCGCUUUUCCGCACCACCUUGCCGCGCCUUUGCCACACAUGACUUGACAAGUAUCCGAACCGAGCACUCGCCUCGGCUACGCCCACUACGCGCACCGCCCACGCCCCAGUCGGCGGGCCACGUCUGAAACCUACGCACCUAAGCAAACCCACUAAACAAACCCGUCGCAAGUCGCUUAAGCUUAUAAGACCGGGCGCGCAGCUAGCUACUGAGCACCCCCACCAAACCGCGCCAUCGGGUCAUCUCACUAACCAAACAAUUUGACUUGACACGAGCGUACGACACGCCGAGGAGAGGAGAGCGGCCAUGUCAGGGAUGAAGGUGAGCGACCCAGGGUCCGCGUGGUUCGGCGGCGGCGAGCGGAGCACGUCGGCCGUGCAGGGACACAACGUGCGGCUCAUCACCACCGCCGUCGCCGCGUUCGUGUCCGUGCUCGGCCUCGCCCUCUUCCUGCACCUCUACGUCUGCCAUGUCCGCCGCCGGAACCGCCGGCGAGAGGCGGCCAGCGCGGCCGUGCUGCCGACCACCGCGGCGGCGUCCCCGAAGGGCGGGCUGGAUCCCUCGGCCAUCGCGGCGCUGCCGAUCGCGGCGUACGGGAAGGAGGUGGGCGACGCAGGCGGCUGCACCGAGUGCACCAUCUGCCUCGGCGCCGUGCAGGAAGGGGACGCGGUGCGCGUGCUGCCCGCCUGCCGUCACGUGUUCCACGUCCCCUGCGUCGACACCUGGCUCGCGUCCAGCUCGUCUUGCCCUGUCUGCCGCGCUGCGGUGGAGCCGCCGCCGCCGGGCUCCGCGGCGUGCGUGAAGGAGAAGCUGCAGGACGCGGAGAAGGAGGAGGCGGGCAGCUCGGCGCCGGCGCGGGGGAUCGGUGCGUCGUUGAUGAAGAUGCUGAGCAGGGAGAGGUCCUUGCCGCGGAGGCCACUGCCACAGGGUGCCGACGUCGACACCGGGGAGUUGUACGACUUGGAACGGCAGCAGCAGCGACAGCACGCUGUGAAUAAUUAGUCUGCUUUAUAUCUUUUAAAACUUUUUUACCUUGCAAUUGUACAUACAGCACUUGCGUGAGUGAUUCAGUACUAAGAAAAGUGUGUGAGCUCUUAAUUGUUUUUACUGAAUGGAAGGGCUUGUUUGGAAA